Messenger RNA from Salpingoeca rosetta, 4148 nucleotides. RefSeq names its product TKL/DICTY4/DRK protein kinase. The coding region runs from base 92 to 4135 and encodes 1347 amino acids. Gene Ontology annotation, molecular function: guanylate cyclase activity; peptide receptor activity; ATP binding. The transcript has 17 exons. The record is from RefSeq and is a predicted model, not a curated record. Gene Ontology annotation, biological process: protein phosphorylation; receptor guanylyl cyclase signaling pathway; intracellular signal transduction. Lineage: Eukaryota; Choanoflagellata; Craspedida; Salpingoecidae.
CUUGUCACUGCACUGUGACUAUCUCCAGUUACAAGGCAUGCUUUCUUCGGAGCUGGAUUGUUGACCCCACUCCAUCCUCAGUUGCAAAACCAUGAUCGCCCAGAGUAGCUGGACACCGGUAGUGUUGGUUGUGGCGCUGGCGGCAAUAUGCUGUCAUGUGGUGCGCGGUGCAGAGCGCAAGGAGGUGUACACCGUGGGUGUGCUUAACAACAAAGGGGUAGACUACUUUGAGGAGCACUUCAAGGAAGGGUUUUCGACAUACCUGACCAACACAGCCGGUCGCACGUUCAACCCGCCCGUGACAUUCAACGCCAUCCCUGUCGCCUUCUCGGACUUUGUGAACAGCGUGUCCAAGGGCGAGCUGGACUUUACGUACUGCAACCCAACGCUUUUCAGCUGCAUUGAAUCUGGCGAGGAGAUGGCGCCGCUUCUCACCGUGCGCAAUUUCCGAUUAGGCCACGAGCUGACGGUGUUUGCUGGCGUCAUAUUCACUGCUGCCAGCCGAGAUGACAUCAACACGCUGGAAGAUGUCAGGGGCAAGCGGCUCUCCGGUGUAUCCAUGACGAGCUUGGGCGGCUUCCAGAUGCAAUAUGGCAUGCUUCACGUCGCUGGAAUCGAGCUCAUGACUGACUUUGCAAUGGUGGCGUUCAGUUCAAAUCACAGGCAAACGGUGCACGACGUCUUGGAAGGUGCGGCAGACAUUGGCUUCGUGCGCACGGACACCAUCGAAGGCAUGAUUGCCAGCGGUGCGAUUGAGGCAGACUCUUUAAAGGUGCUCAACGCGCGCGAAUCGCUGACACCGGAAGGAACAAAGUUUCCAUUUGUCCACUCCACCCCACUUUACCCAGAAUGGCCAUUUGGCGCACACCCAAGUGUGGACUGGCAGGUGCAGGAGGCGGUGAUGAAAGCCCUGCAGAGCCUGAAUGCCUCCAGCCCAACAAGCGUGCAGGGCCAGUAUGCAGAGUGGCAGCCUGGCUUCAGCUACAUCUCCUUGCGUAACCUCCAGGAGGAGCUGGGGCUACUAGAGGAAACAAGCACUGGCCGAUUCGAGUGCAGGCAAGGAGAGGAUUUGUACAGCAGUCUCGUUUGCCCAGUUGGGUUUGUGCUCAAGUCGCGCGAAGAGUUUGACACCGCGUGCGAGGAAGCAGGCAUCGCAUGUCCCACGGAGGACCACAGUUGUUUCUGCUCCCCGUGCAAGCCAGCAUGCCCACACCACUCAUCACUGGUCAACGGGAGGUGCACGUGUGGCAGCGGGUAUGUUCGGUUUGCCGGCGGUUGCGAGCGCCUCAGCACAGCACUUGCAGCCACAGUUGUCCCUGUUCUCGUUGUGCUCGUUGCCGGCGUGUACCUCCUGAUACAGUACCUCCACCGCAGAUCAGACAACCUGUGGCACAUCAACCCGGUCGAGCUCAAGUUUGAGGACCCGCCGGAGUGUCUUGGCAGCGGCAGCUUUGGCAUUGUGCUCAAGGCCGAAUACCGGGGCACGAUGGUGGCCGUGAAGCGUGUGCUGCCGCCAAUGACGCGACGCAAGGUGCGCGUACGCGCUGACGAGGAGCAUCUCACGCUCUUGGAGCAGCUUGAGCUGAGGCAGAAGGAGAAGAAGUCCAUUGGCGAGCAGAUGGAACAGUAUUUCCAGGAGGCUGCGUACGCUGCAGGCAUGCUCGUCGGCGGCGCCAACGGCGAGAGUAACCACAGCAGCAUCGGCGGCAGCCUUGCCAGUGGCCGUUCCGGUGCCAGUGGCAGCAAAUCGUCCCGGAAGUCACUGCGGUCCAAGGGCAGUUCAGGUCUGCGGCGGCGGAAACAGCUCUUGGAACUCAAGAGAUCUUUUAUGAAGGAAAUGCGAACGCUAAGCAAGCUGAGGCACCCAUGCGUCACAACGUUUAUCGGAGGCGUGGUCGAGUCGUCGUGUGACCCGAUGAUAGUGAUGGAGUUUAUGGACCUUGGUUCCCUCUACUCGAUUCUACACAACGAAACAACGGAGGUGGACGGCGACGUGCGAUACGAGCUGUUGAUUGACAUCAUCUCUGGCUGCCGUUUCCUCCACGCUGCUGAGCCCCCAAUUGUCCACGGCGACCUCAAGUCCAUGAAUGUGCUUGUGGAUGCCAAGUUUCGCGCAAAGGUGUCAGACUUUGGUCUGUCACAGGGCGGAAGCUCCAAAGGGGUGUGUGGCACGCCAUACUGGAUGGCGCCGGAGCUGUUCAAAGGAGCAAAAAACACAAAGGCCUCGGACGUGUACUCGUUCGCCAUCAUCAUGGCCGAGGUGUUUAGUCGUCAGGAUCCAUACCCGGCAAUGGAGGACAUGGACAAGGUGUUGCGAGAGGUGGUGCGACGCAAGCGGCGGCCAUCCAUUCCACGGGCAAUGCCGGCAGAACUGUCCAUCAUCAUGAAGGAGAGCUGGCACCACGAUCCUGACCGCCGCCCCUCAUUCAACGAGCUGAGCAGACGCAUGGGCCACGUCGACGCGUCCGUGUGUCGCAUUGCAGUGGAGAAGGUGACGCCGAAGAAACGCACGGGCGGCAACAGCGUACUAGAGGAGGUGUUCCCGCCCCACAUCGCAGAGGCGCUUCGUCAGGGCAAGAAGAUUGAGCCGGAGCACCAUGAGCUGGUCACCAUCUUCUUCUCGGACAUUGUGGGCUUCACCAACAUCAGCGGCACGCUCCCGCCAGAGAAGGUCAUGAAUAUGCUUGACCGCUUCUACACAAAGCUCGACAAACUCGCCGACGAGAUGGAGCUGUUCAAGGUUGAGACGAUUGGUGAUGCGUACAUGGCAGUGACAAACUUGCUCAAGGAGCAAUCGGACCACACCGCCCGCAUCGCGCGCUUCGCAGCGGCUGCCAUUCAGGCAGCGAAUGCCACAGUCAUCGAUCCCUCCGACCCAAGCAUGGGCAACGUCAACAUCCGCGUUGGCUUUCAUGCCGGUCCCGUCGUUGCAAAUGUCGUCGGCACCAAGAACCCGCGCUACUGCCUGUUUGGCGACACGGUGAACACUGCGUCGCGCAUGGAGUCCACGAGCGAAAAGAACCGCAUUCAUCUGUCUGACAUUGCGGCAAACCUGCUACGCAAGCAGGCGCCCGACAUGCCAUUGGAGCAACGCGAAAAGAUCACCGUCAAGGGCAAAGGCAAGAUGCAGACCUUCUGGCUGCUGCCGCCCGGACCCGCACCCAUGGCGCCAGCACUGCCAUCGCACGCCGUGUACCCACUCCACCUUCAGCAGUCCACGCCCUUGACACAGUUUGCAACGUCAACAAUGAACAAGAAGACACCGCGACCAUCGGAUAUGUCAAUCACGCCCCUGCCGCAACAGGAAGCGCACGUGUCCCUCGAUGACACGCGACACGUGGCACCAUCACCGCAGCAGCAGCAGCAGCACGUUGAGCAUGAGCAAGGUGAUGGCGAGUUGCUGUAUUCGCCGACAUCGGCAGGCGUUGGAGAUGCCUCUCACACGACAGCCGCACCAGCAAUCGCAGUAGCCCGCACGCCAAUCGUGUUGUCUGCUGGUAUUGAUGAUGCUGCUGCAAAGGUCAAGGCAAAGGCAAAGAAGACCGUCAACUUCUCACACAUUACAGAAGAGCGACGCAUCAGCAUGUUCAGCGAAGCCUCCACGGAGGAUAACACAAGCACAAGCCGCACCAACACGGACACUGACAGCGAGCUUGAUGACGACGAGGACGCGAUUGACACCACGCGCAGGGCUGCUGGCCAUCACCUGAUGCGUCCUGACGGGAGCACGGCACACCCACAUUCUUUGGCACACACGCAUGCUGAGCCCAACCUGAAGCAGCGACAGCGGGUGCAAGAAGACCAGCAUGGACACUGGCAACAGCAGGAAAACAGACAACAAGGGCAGCGAGGGCAGCAAGAGACGCACUUGCAUGGCCAAGUCAACGGCGGUGGUGAAGCGCAACGAGGUGAUGGCAGUGCAUCAUCAGCCCCCAAUGUCCUAUCGCUGGUGUCGCACCUGGUUCAUCAGCGGGCGCACCGCCGUGUGCGCCCGGGCACACCCCCGAGCCCGGCGCUACUCAAGCCGCCAGCCACGGACGGCAUUGGUGGCACUGACAGCAGCGACGUCAACUCCCGCAGGCCCAUGUUAAGCUUGCCAGGCACGCCAAGUGCCAUGGAUGCCUUUGACCUGUAACCUCGAAACUGAG